GUUUAUUUCUGUUCUUUAUUGUUUUCAAGGACUUUAAUUUCUCUGCUAUUUUUAAUUAAGUUUUUCGUUAAGAAAAUGAGUAUCAAUGAUGAUUUUUAUAGUCAUUUUCCGUCACUUAAUUCAAACUCUAAGGAGAAUCAAAGAUAUAAAAGAAUCUCACAAGAAUAUACCGAAUAUUUGAAAAACAUCAAACCGAUUUCUCCAAAGCCAAUGGAACAGCCUAAGAAAUAUCAAAAUAGUAGGAUAAAAAGAUCUAAGGAACCUGAAUUUGAGGACAGUCUAAGCUCUUCAGGACUCUCAACUCCAUCAAUGGAUGUUAUUUUUUCCGCUGAAGAUCGAAAUAAAUUCGAGAAUGAACAAAGGGAAGAAAGGAGAAAAAAUUACCAGCGAAGCUUAGAAAAGCAAAUCGCGGAACAAAGACUGAAGAAAAAAAGGGAAGCUGAAAGGCAGAAAAGAGAAGAGAUGAUAUUAGAGCAGAGACUGAAGCGACAACUUGAAAGCAUUAAACGUCAAAAGGACUCGCAAUUUGAAAAAGUUGUUGAGAGAAUCUCUAAAUCGGAGAAAGAAAAUGAAUCUGUCAAUAGAAACAAUAGGCAUUCAUUAGACAACAGCUCUCCUGAAAAUAAUGUAUACAAAUAUUUCAGUCAUUCCGCUAGAAUUGACGCUGAUCUCUUUAAUUACAAAAAAUACUUCAAGGAUAUCAUUCAAGAAGGAAAAGAACAGGAACCUUCAAGCACUAAAACAAAUAAAUUAUCUCCUGUAAUUAAUCCAAAUAACGACCUUCCCAAAAAACAUUUUGUGUCCAAAAAGCACGAAAUCGAUUUCUGUCCGAAUUGUACGACGCACGCUGAAUGUCGUCGAUGUCACAAAAAGCUUGACGUAAUUUGCAACAACUGCUUCAGCUAUGAAAGAAGUAAAAUAUCACCGGAAGCCACAAAUCACCCCGAAAUAGAGUACAAUGAGCCAGAAAUACCGUUGGAGAAGAAUCAACAAGUUGUUAUUUAUCGGGCCGACGAGCAGCAUGCGCCUUACUCAUUCAAUAUUGAACCGAAUUCCAAAUUUUACAACAAAAAUUCUGAAAAGGACGUGCAGCCUUUGAAUAAUGUUGAUUUAACUAAUUAUGUUAAACUUUAUGGUAAUUUAAAAAGUAAUAAGAAGGCUAAUGAUAGGAAAUCUCAUGAAAUUUUCUCAAGAUCUCCCAACACAAGUUCGAAAUAUAAUUCAGAAGAAAUGUCCCAAAUUGAUAAAUUCAUAUCAUCGCCUCUUAGCCCAACAAAGUUGGAUGACAUAUUGAAGAUAUUUAUUAUUAACAUCAUGUCGCAGCAUCUAAAACAUUUUACUGAGAAGGAUAUCGAUUCGUUCAGAGAAGCUUUCUACUUAUUUGCAAGAAAUCGUAAAGAAAAUCCAAUUUAUAUUCGAAGUGUCGAUGAACUUUGUCUCAUAACGAGAUCUCUUGGAUUGUCACCGACAGUUAAAGAAAUUACAGCUUACAUGAAAAAGUAUAACAACAAGAUGUCUUUUUCUGAUUUCCUUGAAGUCGUUCAUACACAUUCGAGAGUGGAAAAGCUUCCUGAUGAGAUUCUUGAUGCUUUCAAAGCUUAUGAUACCAAGAAAACAGGAAAAAUUAAUCCGCGAGUUUUACGUUCGAUCCUUGCAAAUUGGGGCGAAAAACUUAGUGAAAGAGAAAUUCAAGCGAUUUUCCGUGAAGCUAACGUCAACAUGAAUAAUGACUUCAAUUACACUGAAUUCCUGAAGAUUGUUUCAGCUCCAGUUCCUGACUAUUAUUGAUUUUUUUAAAGACUUCACUUUACAGCACAAUCACGUACUUACUUAUACUAAAACAAUUUGCCUUAUUUAUUGAGCUGAAUGAGCUCUAUUGAGCUCAACAUUUUUAUUGCAUUCCAUUAGUUUAUCUAAAAACUUCACAUCAUCAUGCCAUUCUAAAGUUGUGAGAAAAUGUAUCAAAUUUCUAGAAAAAAAUUGUGAAAUAUCUUUUAUAUUGAUAUUUAAAGUUAAUAAAGCUUUCUUAUAUGAUCCUUGAAAAAGUUUUAAAACUUCUUCUUUUAGCUGAUGAGGGUUUGAAGAGUUUGAUUGAAAAAGAAAUCACUAAAUUGGUAAAUUGUGAGUAUUUACUACUUGAAAACAUGUUCCUUUAGAUAUUCUUUUGUUUUGAUUGCAAACGCCUUUUCUUGAAGUUUCCCAUUUUCUUGAGCAAUUCAGAAUUUUCAUCAUCGAUUUCCGGAAAUGAAUCCCACAAGCGAAGCUUCUUUGGGAGGUAGUAAAGACCACCGAGUGUAAU
Messenger RNA from Clunio marinus, 2299 nucleotides. Lineage: Eukaryota; Metazoa; Arthropoda; Insecta; Diptera; Chironomidae. The record is from the annotation of a GenBank genome assembly.